ACCAACAUCAUGGCACGUAUGAUGUUGGCGAAAUGUAGUCAAAAUGGAUAGCAUUGCCGGGGAAGAAAAGAAUGAACAAGAUGGCGAAGCUAGUACGAGUCAGUCUGUCAUCACCAACCAAAAUGAUAUAUGGCCAGACAAGCUGAUCCAAUCGAUGCUUGUCGAUACAGCGGGGGACAAGUCUGGUCAAGGAUACGACAUAAUUAAGAAGUUCAUGGGUAACACAAGCUAUGAUGCAGAUGCUACUUCAGACGAUGAUGACGAAGAAAGCGAGGACACUGAAGGAGAAAUACAACACUUGCUGGAAAUGCGAAAGGCGGUCAGCGAUUUACUCAUCAAUAACGAGAAAUACUCUGACGCACUAAAGCUCGCAUUCUCGCAAGUACGACUAGCGAUUGAAGAGGCAAAGAAUCUCAAGCAAUAUCUUGACCAUGCCGACAGCUUGUCCGAACAUCUUUCUCGCGGUGCUUCGAUUCCUGUUCAUUCAGAGAAGAUCAAGCUCCCACUAUUCCCAGACAUCUAUCAAGAAAUUCCGCGAAUUGCAUAUCAGGCAAAAGAGGUAGAAGAUCUUCGGAUAUCGCUGUCGUCUUUUGAAUGGUCAGAAAAGGAUGUGAAACGACUCAAAGAGGUUGUAUUGAAGCAAUGCAAAAAGAUUGCGGCUAUUCAAAUGACAGAAGACGGCAAUGAAGAAGACAUCUUUGAGACUAUCCGGCAAACGUCCGAUGAAGACUUGUUGCAGCAUGCGAUCCCAUCCUUGGGUGAAGAUAUAGUAGACUGGACCCUCAUUGCGCGUGAGUUGGGCGAAACGCAUACACCAGAAAGUUGUCGAACUCGAUGGCUAAUGAAAGAGCGACCUGGUUUGAAUAAGAAGGAUUGGACACAAGAUGAGCUUGUCAAAUUGCAGACAUCAGUCCAAAAGCACAAGAGCACCGGGCAAGGAUCAGAUUGGGAGGCAAUUUCACGCGAUGCCGGGAAUGGAAGACUGGCCAUUGAUUGCCUGUCCGCUUGGCAGAAGAAUGACUUUGUGGAUCAGGAUGGUGAUGCAGCGAGCCUUACCUCACAAGAGAAGGAACAAAUUGAAAGUCUAUUUGAGGUAUGGGGCGCUCGGUCUGCCUUGAUCCGGGAACAUCUCCCAACAAUCCGGAAGAGAUCUGCGAUAGAUACUUACAUUGCUCAAUUGCAAUCGGAACGACAGAAAGCGCCUGAUAUGUGGUUGAUCGAAUCAGAUGUAGAACUGGUACGUCAUCUGGCCCGGAGCGUAAAGUCUACAAGACAGGUGAUUCUACGUGACCCUUGGCGGGUGAAAGAGGUUGAUUGGGAUGCGCAUUUCCCAAUGAAGCCUCGCGGUGUAUCCUCUGAUGAAGUCAGACAUAGAUGGGAGAGGAUUGUGAGGGAUAGCAAGGUUCAUCCGCAGAAGUAUUAUGAUUUGCCAAAACGUACAGCAGAGGAUGAAGUGCUUUCAAGUCCGAAAAAGCGGAGAGGUCGGCCUCCAAAGAAGAUUUCAGCCAACUGAGAAAAAUAACACGAUCACAUUUACAUGAGAGCACGGAUAUGUAAGGGAGCAUAUCUACGAAUAAACAUCACCAGCCAAAGAAGUAGCAAUGGUGAAAGUGGUGUAUGUCAAAGUCUAUGUACAGUAUCAAUAUAUUUGCAAACGAUGAAUGUUGGUAUGGUGCAGAUUAAGCACUGUGGUAUUGCACCAUAUUUCCGCUUCUAUGAUAUUUUUCUUGUAAUUGUCUUGAGUAUUGACGAACAAUGUGGAUCAG
Messenger RNA from Meira miltonrushii, 1766 nucleotides. RefSeq lists its product as uncharacterized. Bases 44 to 1513 code for a protein of 489 amino acids. The transcript has a single exon. NCBI's taxonomy places the organism in Eukaryota, Fungi, Basidiomycota, Exobasidiomycetes, Exobasidiales, Brachybasidiaceae. The record is from RefSeq and is a predicted model, not a curated record.